AUGCCAACCGCUCGUCCUCAAACGCGUUCUCGCCGGUCGUCUUCGGUGGUCCAAUAUCUCGCUCGAGCCAGCACGGAUCCGGAACAUCACGUGGCUCACUUGGGACCAGCGCGAGGUGACCCCGACACGAUGCCUGAUCCUGUACCCCCCUCCGCACUCUCCGCACCUUCCGCCCCUCUGAGACCGCGUUCGGUCGCGACCAAGACCACGACUCCGCUGCAGACGUUCGGCCCCAGAUGGCUGCAGUGGGUCCAGAACCCGCGGCAGUCGUUCAUCCUGAUCGUCGUCGCGUUGACCGGAUCACUCGCGUUUUCACUCGCGUUCCCCGAUACACCCAUCACCGACAACCCAUUCACGUGGUUCUGGUACAUCUCGCACCCGAUCGCACCCACGCACGCGGGCGAGGACCACACACCCAGGUUCAAGAAGGGCCCGAGGGACGUGCUCUACCUCUUUGGGUGGAUCGUCAUCUUCUCAUGCAUCAGGCAGAGUCUGAGGAAACCCCUUUUCGCUUUGGGGAGGAAGCUUGGACUCAAGAGAAUGAGAAAGCUGGAACGCUUCAUGGAACAGGUCAGUCAGGACACUGCAGAUACGCCAUUAAAAGGCCGAGUUACCCGACGAGACCUUCCUCAGGGGCUUGCGCGCCAAGGUUCGGGAAAAGGGCUAACGACCUCGACGGUCUUUCUGUCCAGGGAUAUGCAUUCAUUUACUUUACAGCCAGCAGUCUGUGCGGCCUAGUGAGUCACCAGGAUCGCGGAGCAAGGCGUGGAACGAAGCUGAGACUAGUCUCGCGGUGUGGGUCUCACAGGCGGUCAUGAGUCAGCAGGAUUCGUGGUUCUACCAGACAAAGCAUUUCUGGCUCAAGUAUCCGCAUUGGGACAUGACCGGCCCUCUCAAGGUGCGCUGAUCCAAGGACCGUAUGCGGAAAUUUGGCGCUUAUCUGAGCCUCCUCCCGUGAUCUCUGCUUUGUAGGCCUACUACCUGAUCCAGCUCGCAUACUGGUGCCAGCAAGCACUCGUCAUGAUCGCUGGUACGCGUUCAUCUCAUAAUCUCUUCGUACCUCCCCUUGCUGAUAUUACGAUCGUCUCGCCAUAAUCCAGGUCUCGAGAAGCCCCGUGAUGACUACGUCGAGCUCAUCCUCCACCACUGCAUCACCUUCUGGCUCGUCUUCGCGUCCUACAUCGCUAACUUGACUCACAUCGGUACCGCCGUCUUUGUCUCGAUGGACAUCCCCGAUGCGGUCUUUGCGCUCUCCAAGUGUAUCAACUACGUCGGACUCGAAAAGACGAGCAACAUCUCCUUCGUCAGUUGCCUCUGAACCUCAUAGACCAUCCGUGCGCCAAGACUUACCGUGAUCACUCCCACCUCCUCUUCAGGUUAUCUUCAUGGUCACAUGGGGUUACUUCCGCCAUUACCAAGAGUUUCGCAUCCUGUAUUCGGUCCUGACCGAAUUCGACCUCGCCCCUGCUUAUACGAAACGAUGGGCCCCCUUGGAAGGGUGCUGGCUUCCAUUGUGGGGUCGAUGGCAAAUCCUGUGGCCGCUCGCGUUGCUCCAGUGUACGUCGACCGAGGGAGAAUUUUCGUUGCGUCAAGUCACCAGGAGAGUCGAGCUGACUUGGUUUCUUGGGUUCUUAUGCAGUGUUAAUGAUCUUCUGGUCCUACCUCAUCCUCCGUGUCCUCUUCCGCAUGCUCAAGGGCAAACCCGCUUCCGACGUCCGAGAAGAAGGGGAGACGGAAAACGAAUUGGACGGUGACGACAUCGUCCCCGAGACGAAGAAAGCAAGUGGGGUUCAAACUUCCAAGUCGGAUGAGAAACUCAAGGAGAGGAGAUAG
This is a messenger RNA of Microbotryum saponariae, 1833 nucleotides long. Lineage: Eukaryota; Fungi; Basidiomycota; Microbotryomycetes; Microbotryales; Microbotryaceae. The record is from the annotation of a GenBank genome assembly.